AUGGCCAGAAACCACCAUCACGAAGAGGACGAGUUUGGGGAUGAUGAGAUUGCUGAGGAAACGCAGGAGCUGAUGCAAAUUAUCUUUGGAGAUCCGGAAGAGUGGAACGAUGUCAUUGAAACUGCUCCGAAGCAGAUGAGGCAAGCGUGUCGGGUUGCAAAAGAUAAGGCAGCAGCCCUGAGGCGGUACUGCAUUGAAGCAGGGCUCCUGAGACUCCCUGUCCGCACAAAGUCUGGAAAGUCAAGACAUACUCUUCCAAGAGAUGUUAACAGGAAGAGACGGAGUCUUGAAACCAGCUUGCAGAAGCUAUUUGCGAAGGGUCGCGCCAAUGGAGCAGGGGUGGAAGAGUUUGUGUGGGGCAUCUCUUAUGGGGAUGGCAGCAUCCGCAUCGGAUCUGAUGAAGUCCUUGCUCCCAUCUGGCAAAAUGAGGGUUACAUGGAGAAGGUCCGACAGCAGGCAAACACUUCAAAGUUGACCGCACAACAAUUCAAGGACAGCUUGCGGUCGGCAGACAUUGCCACUCUUCUUUCUAAGCACCUCUCUGUGCCGGAGCGGAAGGCCGCUGUGACAUCCCUGGGGCCAGUCUGCUCUCCCUCAAUGGCAGUCACAUCCUUUACUGCCGCCUUUGGGGCUGCAAGUGGACGCUUGGCAUGGUGGCCUCCGGCUGUCCCGCUCUCAAAAGCAUGGAAGCUGAAAGCUGAUGAGACCAUCGUUGUUCUCGAGGCGAUGGCACAAAACAUUGUGACACAUUUUGGGGCCGGCACAACCUUGUCAGAAGAAGAGCAGAAGCGCGGCUGCUUGGAGGUUUUCAAAAGGUGUGUGGUGGGCCCGCAUGUCGCCGCUGGCCUCAAGGGGUCCGACAGUCGGAAAGUGGCCAUAUUUGAGCUCAUUGGCGAGAAGGCUGUGAUGAUGUGGCAACUUCCUGCAACCAGCGGCCAAGGACAGGAAGGCGGCGACUCCGGCGCACCGAGUCAGUCCCCCGCGCCAAGACGAGUAAGGAGGACCAAGGCGCAGAUGGGUCCCCAGCCCUUUCCGUGCCCGCGCUGCGUGGGCGAGUACUCCACAGCGGCUGCCUUGAAAGCUCACCGGUGCAGAGCAAGAGCGGGUGCCCAGCCAUGCACCAAUAGCCAGACGGCAGCCCCCGCUGCAACAGCACAGGGAGCUCAUCGAACUGGGGGCACAGUGCCACCGUCCAACGGAUGGGAGCAGGAACAUUGGGAUGACGCUCCAGAUGGUGCCAUGGACGAACUUAUUGAGGAGGUGGAGAAAGACGCAGCACAAGGUACUACGGAGGCUCGGGAAGCGGUACGACCCCAAGUAGCCGCUACAGAGUUUCUACACUCUGUACAACAUUUCGCCGCACCAUACGAGCAGGACUCCAACGCCCCAUCACACCUCCUCCAGCUGCUCGGUGACCUGCUCGAUCAAGGUGACGUCAGCCGCAAGGUGUUGCACGUCCUGCACACCAUGCAAGGUGUUGGAACCGUCUCCACCCGGCUCCACAAAGCUGGUUUAGACGUGGCGGUGCCGACGGACACUUUGCUGGUAGAGGCGCACACGGAGACUGUGGUCCGGCAUCUCCGCGUUGGAUCAGGCAAUUGGCCAAGGUUCAUAGAGGAGUGCGAGUUGCUAGAAGACCUAGCCGAGAACAUGGGAGGAGAGCUUGCAGAACGAUGGUCAUGUCUCCAACGGGUCAUCUUGGAUCCAUCCGUGGCGAGCGAGGUAGUCGACAAGUUCAAUCGAGAUGCGGUAUUCGCUCUCCUGACAGCCUUUGUAGACCGCGCAAAACUUGCCCUCAGGAACCUAGACAAAGCCCCAAACGAAUCCGGGCACGGUAAUGUCAAAGAACGUCAGCUGCCCCCGGGGGCAGAUGCAGCGCAGGAGCAUGAGCACGGGCGGCGCCAGGACGACGGGCCACCACGUGCGCAAGCGGGAGCGGGCCAGCGAGACGGGGGGCGGAGUGCACAACCGGGCUCAGGCCAGCGAGAUGCGACGCUGAAUCCGCAUUCUGGGGGGGGCCAGAGUGACGUGGCAACGGCCGGACAGCCCAGGGGGGGCCGAUGCGACGACGAGCAGAGUGCGCGAUCGAGGGCGGACCAGCGCGACGCAGCGCCAAAUGCGCAGCGUGGAGGGGGGCAGAGACCCGGGGCGCCGAGUGCGCAGUCUGAUGGGGGGCAGGGACCCGGGGGCCCGAGUGCGCAGUCUGAGGGGGGCAGGGACCUGGGGCGCCGAGUGCGCAGUCUGAUGGGGGGCAGGGACCCGGGGCGCCGAGUGCGCAAACUGGGGGGGCGAAGAGACCCGGGGCGCCGAGUUCGCAGUCUGGGGCGGGGCAGGGGCCAGUGGCGCCGGGUACGCAGUCUGGGGCGGGGCAGGGACCCGGGGCGCCGAGUGCGCAACUUGGAAAAGACCAGCGAGACGCAGCGCCGAGUGCGCAGCCUGGAGGGGGGAAGUGGGACGCGGCGCCGAGUGCGCAGCCCGGGUGGAAGCGAAGAAAUGGCGCGCCGAGUGCGCACCCGGGAGCGGACCAGCGAGAUACGGCGCCAAGUGCGCAACCAGGGAGGGGGCAGCGCGGUGCGGCACUUGAAGUGCAACAGGGGGACAGCCAGCACGUAG
Molecule: messenger RNA, 2613 nt
Organism: Klebsormidium nitens
Lineage: Eukaryota; Viridiplantae; Streptophyta; Klebsormidiophyceae; Klebsormidiales; Klebsormidiaceae
Source: the annotation of a GenBank genome assembly